Molecule: messenger RNA, 2696 nt
Organism: Spirodela intermedia
Lineage: Eukaryota; Viridiplantae; Streptophyta; Magnoliopsida; Alismatales; Araceae
Source: the annotation of a GenBank genome assembly
AUGAAUGAGAGGAAGCAGCCGCGCCAACGGCGGCGCCGCCUCCCCUUUUCUCUCCGGCUGGUGGUGGUGGUGGCGCUUUCCCUUCUAGGGUGUUCAGUUCCGACUUGCAGGUGCUCGUCGCCGUCGUCGUCGUCGGCGUCCACCGACGUCGCCGCCUUGCUGAAGUUCAAGUCGGCGGCGGACGUCGCCGGGAAGCUCGGCUCCUGGAACGCCUCCGAUCCGGAUGCCUGCUCGGGCUGGUACGGUGUCUCCUGCUCGCCUGCGACCUCCGCCGUCGCUCCCCGGCGGGUCGUCCGCCUGGUGCUGGAAGGACUCUCCCUCUCCGGCGGUGGCUUCCCGGCGCUCACCGCCCUGGACCAGCUCCGGGUGCUCAGCCUGAAGGGGAACCUCCUCUCCGGGCCCAUCCCCGACCUCUCCUCUUUCGGCGCCCUCAAGCUGCUCUUCCUCUCCCGCAACCACUUCUCUGGGCCGUUGCCACUCUCCGCUGCCGCCGCCGCCGCCCUCCCUUCGCGGCUCUACCGCCUGGACCUCUCCCGCAACAACAUUUCCGGCCCCGUCCCCGUCGCCGCCCUCAACCGGCUCUCCCACCUGCUCACGCUGCGCCUCGACGGGAACAGCCUCUCCGGGGCCAUCGCCGGCCUCGAUCUCCCCAACCUGCAGGACCUGAACGUCUCCGGCAACCUCCUCACCGGCGCCGUCCCGAGGUCCCUCGCCGGCUUCCCACUCUCGGCCUUCGCCGGCAACCCCGGUCUCUGCGGCGGCCCUCUCCGGGGAUGCGACAGCGUCGUCCGGGCCGAUCCCAGCAGGCCCGGAUCUGGCGCGGCGGCGGUGGCGGUGGCGCCGCCGAGGUCGCCGGCGGCGACGGCCGUGGUGUCGUCCUCCCCGGGGGCUAAGCCCGACGCCGGCGGGGUGGCGGCCAGCAGUCCCGCCCCGCCGGCGGCGUCCUCCGACCGUCGGCCGCCCGCCGGAAGGAUGAGUCGGCUCGCGGUGGUGAUUCUGGUGGUUGGCGACUUCAUCGUCCUCGUCCUCAUCGCCGGGCUCCUCUUCUGCUACUUCUGGCGCAAGUUCUCCGGUCGCUGCAGCCCCUCGCAGCUCCAGGAAGGGGAGAAGAUCGUCUUCUCCUCCAGCCCAUACACCGCCGCCUCCCUCGGCGGCGGCGCCACCGGCGGCGCCGCCCCCGCCUUCGAGCGGGGGAAGAUGGUCUUCUUCGAGGGCAUGAAGCGGUUCGAGCUGGAGGACCUCCUGCGGGCCUCGGCGGAGAUGCUGGGAAAAGGCGGCUACGGCACCGCCUACAAGGCCGUUCUCGACGACGGCAGCGCCGUCGCCGUGAAGCGCCUCCGCGAGGCGGCGGGCGGCGCCGGUGCCCAGAGUUCCUCCUCCGCCGUCGGUCGGAGAGAGUUCGAGCAACAUAUGGACAUUCUCGGCCGCCUCCGCCACCCCCACCUCGUCAGCCUCCGGGCCUACUACUACGCCCGCGACGAGAAGCUCCUCGUCUACGACUACAUGCCCGACGGGAGUCUCUUCUCCCUCCUCCACGGUAAGUCCCCCUUCUUCUCCUCGGGUUUCUCCUUCUCCUUCGCCUUGGGUUCCUUCCUCCGGGCGGCGCCGCCGCUGCCACCUCCUCCGGCCGCCGUCGUCGGGACGGGAGCUGACCAGGUUGACGUCAGCUUUACAUCUCUUUUCCUAUCAAUAUUUUAAAACUGCAGCCUACUGAGAUUUCGAUGCGCGUGCCAGCGCCAGGUGGCGCGUUCCCCGAGCACGGUUCAAUGACUUGUUUUCAGUAACAAAUCGCCGUCGUAGUCUCAAUCAACUAUUGCUUUUGGGCCUACUCGAGGCCCCUUAUUAACUUAUAAAUCGCCCUCGUAGUCUCAACUAUUGCUGAUGGGAUUUCUCUUUUUUGCCCCCUUUUUUCGUAGUUAUUUUGGUCUUCUGAAAACGUAAUUACUGUGUGUUUUUGUGCCAUCUUUCCUUCCUUCCAUGUCGAUAUAUCGGCAGCGAACAGAGGGCCGGGGAGGACGCCGCUAGACUGGGUGGCGCGUCUGAGGAUCGCCGGCGGCGCCGCCCGCGGACUGGCGUACAUCCACCAGGCCUGUCGGUCCUCGCCGAAGCUCGCCCACGGCAACGUGAAGUCCUCCAACAUCCUGAUCGACAAGUCCGGCGCCGCCCGCGUUGGGGACUUCGGCCUGGCGGCGCUGGCCACCGGCGCCGCCGCGGCGGCCAUCGCGCGGGGCAACGGCUACCGCGCGCCGGAGCUGGCGGCGGACGGCCGCAAGGCGGCGACGUCGCACAAGGCGGACGUGUACUCCUUCGGCGUGCUCCUGCUGGAGCUGCUCACUGGCAAGUACCCGUCGCCGGCGUACGGGCAGGAGGGCCUCUGCGGCGGCGCCGUGGUGACGGCGACGGCGGACCUGCCGCGGUGGGUGCACUCGGUGGUGAGAGAGGAGUGGACGGCGGAGGUGUUCGACCUAGAGCUGAUGCGGUACAAGGACAUCGAGGAGGAGCUGGUGGCGAUGCUGCAGAUCGCCAUGGCCUGCACGGCGGCGUCGCCGGAGCAGAGGCCGAAGAUGGCCGCCGUCGUCAAGAUGAUCGACGACGUCCGCGGUGCGGAGGCCUCAACCGCCGCCGCCUCACCCUCUCUGGACUCGUUCGAAUCGGUCUCCGACUCGCCGUCCGCCUCCGAUGCCGCCAGCCUGUAG